Messenger RNA from Pistacia vera, 2136 nucleotides. RefSeq names its product pentatricopeptide repeat-containing protein At2g38420, mitochondrial. The transcript has a single exon. Gene Ontology annotation, molecular function: protein binding. The record is from RefSeq and is a predicted model, not a curated record. Lineage: Eukaryota; Viridiplantae; Streptophyta; Magnoliopsida; Sapindales; Anacardiaceae. Bases 74 to 1585 code for a protein of 503 amino acids.
UAGAAGCCUUUAAAUAUCAUUCCAAAACCCUCAUCUUCGUUUCAGAUCUGUUCACACAGUCCUGAAACUCAAAAUGGUCAGGUCCUCUCCCCUAAAGCGCGCCAAUCCUUACCUUAGAAAGCACAGAAAAUGGCCAUUGUCACCCUACAAAGCCAAAUGGCACCAAACUUUCAAUCAACAACAAGCCAUGCAAAAUCUUAAGCAGUCUUUAACAAUGCCACCAGCAAUACAACAACAACAACAACAAAAAUCAAACCGACCAUAUAUCCUCUCUUCUCUUAUACACUCCUUUGACAUCUAUAAUUGUGAACCAACCCCGGAAGCCUACCACUUUAUCAUCAAAACCCUAGCAGAAACCUCACAAUUUUGUCAACUUCUCUCUGUUCUUGACUACCUUGAACGGAAUGAAAAAUUCGAAACACCAGAGUAUAUUCUUGCUGAUCUUAUUAAACUUUAUGCAGAUGCUAAUAAAAUUCAUGAUUCUAUUAAUCUGUUUUAUAGGAUUUCCAAGUUCAGGUGUGUCCCUUCUGUGUACUCACUCAAUACUCUGCUUUCUGUUCUUUGUAGAAAUAAAGAACGUAUUAAAAUGGUCCCUCAAAUCUUGUUAAAGAGUCAACUUAUGAAUAUUAGAAUAGAAGAAUCAUGUUUUCGGUUAUUGAUACGUGCUCUUUGUAGAAUAAAUAGAGUUGGUUAUGCAAUUGAGAUGUUAAAUGGAAUGAUAAAUGAUGGAUUUAGUGUUGAUUCAAGAACUUUCUCUUUAGUAUUGGCAUCAGUUUGUGAAGAAAAAGAUUUGUCAAGUGUUCAGGUUUUAGGCUUUCUUGAAGGAAUUAGAAAGUUAGGGUUUUGUCCUGGUAUGGUUGAUUAUACUAAUGUGAUUAGGUGUUUGGUGAAGAAAGAAAAGGGUUUGGAGGCUUUGAAUGUUUUGAAUAAGAUGAAAUUAGAUGGUAUUAAACCUGAUAUUGUUUGUUAUGGUAUGGUUAUGAGUGGGGUUGUUGCAGAUGAAGAUUAUGUGAAAGCAGAGAAGCUGUUUGAUGAAUUGCUUGUGUUGGGUUUGGUUCCUAAUGUUCAUACCUACAAUGUGUAUAUAAAUUGUUUAUGUAAGAAAAAUAAUGUUGAAGCCGGAAUCAAGAUGAUUGCUUGUAUGGAGGAGUUGGGAUGCAAGCCUAAUGUGAUUACUUAUUAUACGUUACUGAGGGAGUUGUGUAAGGUUGGGGAGCUGGGGAGGUCAAAGGAGCUUAUGAGGGAGAUGGGAUUGGAAGGCAUUGCAAUGAAUUUGCAGACGUAUACUAUUAUGAUUAAUGGUUUGGUCAGUAAAGGUGAAGUUAUUGAAGCUUGCUAUUUGUUGGAGGAAGUAUUGGAUAAAGAUUUUUGCCCGCCAAGUUUGAUGUUUGAUAAGGCAAUUUGUGGGUUGUGCCAUAGAGGUCUGGUUUGUAGAGCCCUUGAAUUGCUUAAAAAAAUGGGUGAGAAGAAUGUAUCUCCAGGGGCUAGAGUUUGGAAAGCUCUUCUUCUUAGCUCCGGGUCCAAACUUGAUUUUUCAAAUACCUCUCUGACUGGUUUGGUGGAUAACUUGAAGAAUGAUAUUUGAUCAGUAACUGAGUUACUGUCGGUGGUGGGCGAUAUCUGUUGUUAUUAAUGUGUAUGUCUUUCUCUUUUCCCCGUAAAACUAACUAAUAAAUAGCUGAAGAUCUAGUUGGUUGGCUUAUCACUGCUUCCAUGUGCAAGUGUCUCUUCGGAGUCCCUUUGAGUUGAAGUAAAAGGACAUCCUCGUCGAUUAAGCACUAAAAGGUCUUUUGCUUGAAUUACACUCUGUGGAAAUACUGAAGAUUCAUUUCCUCCUGAUUUCAGCCUCUGUAUCAAGCAUGCCAUUUCUAGCUACAUAGCAUUUGCUUGUAAAGGUGAUCAAGCUGAUUCCCUCUUCCCCGGUAUCGACAUCAUGGUGUACAAUAAUCUGAUGACAUGUUUGUUUGUAUUGAAAAUAUUCACGUGCAGCCCUUUGGCUUUUCUAAUUUGACUUCAUUUGAUUCGUUUCUGUUGUUAUGUCAUUUUCUUUAGAGAGAUUGUACAAAGACUUACAGUAAAAGAUAUUUGAGAGUUGUGUAACGUUAUCCAAACUUUUAAGUCUGUGGUUCUAAUGAC